CGCAGCCCAGCCGGGCGCGCGGUGGAGUGCCGGGGUGCGGCUGGGCUAGUGGAGCCGUGGCCCAGCCGGGAUGGCGACGCCGAUCGCUCCGCGCCGGGGAGCCGGCGCUACCGGCCGGCGCUGGUUGGUGCUGCUGCCGCCCCUGCUGCUGGCGGUGCUGCUGCCGCGGCCCGCGGCGGCCCUGGUGGAAGGGCUCUACUGCGGCACGCGGGACUGCUACGAGGUGCUGGGGGUGAGCCGCACGGCGGGCAAGGCGGAGAUCGCGCGGGCCUACCGCCAGCUGGCUCGGCGCUACCACCCCGACCGCUACCGGCCCGAGCCCGGCGACGAGGGCCCCGGACGGACGCCGCAGAGCGCGGAGGAGGCCUUCCUGCUGGUGGCCACCGCCUACGAGACUCUUAAGGAUGAAGAAACUCGAAAAGAUUAUGAUUACAUGCUGGAUCACCCAGAAGAGUACUACAGCCAUUACUACCACUACUACAGCAGGCGCUUAGCCCCUAAAGUGGAUGUGAGAGUUGUGAUCUUGGUCAGUGUGUGCGCUAUUUCAGUGUUUCAGUUUUUCAGUUGGUGGAACAGCUACAACAAGGCAAUCAGCUACCUGGCCACAGUGCCCAAGUACCGUAUCCAAGCCAUGGAGAUUGCCAAGCAGCAGGGAUUGCUGAGAAAAGCCAAAGAGAAGGGCAGAAACAAAAAGUCCAAAGAGGAAAUUCGUGACGAGGAGGAGAACAUCAUAAAGAACAUUAUAAAAAGUAAAAUAGAUAUAAAGGGAGGCUAUCAGAAACCCCAGUUCCGUGACCUUCUCCUGUUUCAAAUUCUCUUAGCUCCCUUUCACCUGUGCUCAUAUAUAGUCUGGUAUUGCCGGUGGAUCUAUAAUUUUAACAUCAAAGGCAAAGAAUAUGGGGAAGAAGAAAGACUAUAUAUCAUACGUAAAUCUAUGAAGAUGUCAAAGUCUCAGUUUGAUAGUCUAGAAGAUCAUCAGAAAGAAACUUUUCUUAAACGGGAGCUUUGGAUAAAGGAGAAUUAUGAGGUCUACAAACAGGAACAAGAAGAGGAACUAAAGAAAAGACUGGCAAAUGACCCUAGAUGGAAGAGAUAUAGGAGGUGGAUGAAGAAUGAAGGGCCCGGACGGUUAAUGUUUGUGGAUGACUGAAGAUUGCUGGAAUGCUACUAUGCCAAACCUUAAUUGUGAUACUAUUUUCAUAACUGAAUUAUUUUAGAAAUGUACUGACUGUUCCUCAGCAGUAACUAAAAUUCCUCAAGUAUUUGAUUAAACAGAAUAAUGUAGAAAUUUAAACUUUCCCUUCAAACUUUAUACAUAAGACAUUUAUGAUUGUUCAAUUUUUAUAAUCAAUUUGUGGAUUUUGUUAAAAGAUUUGACAUGAAGAUUUAUUAGUUGCCAUUUAAAAAUUUUAUAUGUUUGGUUAAAAAAUUUGACAUGAAAAUUUAUUAGA
Balaenoptera musculus (blue whale) is the source of this 1451-nucleotide messenger RNA. Its product is annotated as dnaJ homolog subfamily C member 25. Gene Ontology annotation, biological process: protein folding. The transcript has 4 exons. The coding region runs from base 71 to 1150 and encodes 359 amino acids. The record is from RefSeq and is a predicted model, not a curated record. Gene Ontology annotation, cellular component: endoplasmic reticulum membrane. Lineage: Eukaryota; Metazoa; Chordata; Mammalia; Artiodactyla; Balaenopteridae.